AUGGUAGGAAAAUAUUCGAAAUACAGUUUAUGUACAAUUGUUAUUAUUUAUAUUUUAUCUAAUUUUCAAUUUGUAAGUAGCAGUUGUCAUAGCGAAUAUAAUAAAGAUGGUCUUCUGCUUCCAAUGUAUUUUUCAAAUAAUAUAAAUAUAAAAUUUUUAUUUGACUACUUUCAAGUAAAGAAUGUAUAUCAAUUUGUUUUUUUGAAUAUUUUAUGUAUAUUAAUGGGAUUCUCAUCUAUAUAUAUAAAAAUGAUAAAAAAAGGAUUUGACAAAAAGAAUAGUGAGGAUGUGGAAGAAAAACAUUUUCUCUUAAAAAUAUUUAGAAAUAAAGAUUUUAUUUAUGGAUUAUUGUCCUUUUUAAAUUAUGCAAUUGAUUAUUUAUUGAUGCUAAUUGUUAUGACUUUCAAUCCAUAUAUAUUCUUAAGUAUUAUGAUUGGAUUAUCAUCAGCAUAUUUCUUCUAUGGUCAUUUGGUGUAA
Messenger RNA from Plasmodium gallinaceum, 477 nucleotides. Its product is annotated as copper transporter, putative. Gene Ontology annotation, cellular component: plasma membrane. Gene Ontology annotation, biological process: intracellular copper ion homeostasis; copper ion transmembrane transport. Bases 1 to 477 code for a protein of 158 amino acids. The record is from RefSeq and is a predicted model, not a curated record. Gene Ontology annotation, molecular function: copper ion transmembrane transporter activity. Lineage: Eukaryota; Apicomplexa; Aconoidasida; Haemosporida; Plasmodiidae. The transcript has a single exon.